GAGGGGGGAGGGAGCGAACAGGGUCCAGGUGUCACUGCGUUCACCUCCGCGGUUUUGUCGAAGUAUGUAACAGUUGUUUGAAGAGAGGCGGUGGAGAGGAUGUAAAGGACAGAUAGGAGAAAUAAAACUUUCUCAGACAGCAAAAGUUUUAAUUCAUUUUUAUGUUUUGGCUUCAUUUUCCGCGGUGAAGAUGAGCGGUGGCGUGGCGAAGACUGCGGGAAAUGGAGGCGAGAAAAGCAAAACUAACGUCCGAUGCAGGCAGCUUAGACUGACUCUGCAAGAUCAGGAUCAGUCAGACUACACCUCAGAGCAGCACAGCAACAAGGAGAGCAGCAUAGCAGUCGUGCUGCCACAAAAACCAGAAGAGCGGGAAGAAGCACUUGGUCUCAUCUCUCCCACAGAAGAAAAAGUUGAAGUCAUCAAGGUUUACCUUGAAGCCCGUCCAGAGACAGCGGAGAGUGUCAGGAUGCUAUCAGACGAGGUGUCGCAGAUUCAGGAGGUAAGGUAUUGUCUGAAGACACUGAGAGAGCAGAUGGCUGCCAGGCAGAACAGUAACAACAACAAGUAUCCAGUCAAUGGCUUCAGAGUCAACAUGCCCAGCAUCCAGCCGGUUGUCUCCAAUGGCAACACUGUUCUCAUUGAGUCGGAUGCUCGUGUCACAGACAAUCAGGAGGAGAGUGUGAAGCUCAGGGAGGCAACCAAACGUCUGUAUGCGCAGCUGAAGGAGAUGGAGAAGAGGCAUCAGGAGGAGAGCGAGAGGCUGCAGGUGGAGUCCAAUGAGUGCCAUGUUCGUCUGCUUGAGCAGUCGGAGCGACUGAAGAGGGCUGAGAAGCAGUCGGAGGAGAGAGGUCAGCAGGUGGAGGAGCUGCAGAGGCUGCUAGGAAGCAUGGAGAUCGAGAGCAGCAUCCUCAAAGAAAAGAUGGCAGCAGGGGAGGCAGAGCUGCUGCAGCUUAAAGAAAAAAGAGAGGAUGGGGAGGACAGGGAGGAGAAAGAGCAGAGGUGUGAACAGCUGGAGAAGGAGGUGGCCAUCCUCAAGGAAAAGAUUCAUCAUCUUGACGACAUGUUAAAGAGUCAGCAGAGGAAGGUCCGCCACAUGAUCGAACAGCUGCAAAACUCCCGGACUGUCAUUCAAGAGAGAGAUCGAGUCAUCAGGGACCUGGAGGAGAAGGUGGCUUUUCUUGAAGCUGAGAACAGAGAAAUGCAUGACCACAUGGAGUACUUCCUGACAGGCGAGAAUCCUCCGCUGCUUACGUCCACUGAGAACAAGCCAGAGGUCGUUUACAGUAAACCACUCACACCGACAACACCGACCAACAAGGUCCUCCCGUUCAUCAAAGUCAUUGAGAUCAAGUCCUGAACAGAGGAUCAACCAAAGGAAUGAUCUGAAGUAAAAAAAAAAAACAAAAAAAAAACUGUAAAUAUAUAUUUAAUCUCCUAGCAGUAUAUAAAACAUAGGUCAGCAGUGAUUUAAAAAAGGCUGGCUUAACAGAUGUCAUGGUAACAAACCACAGGCCUUUUUUUGUUGGUACCUCAUAGUUACUGUUGAGAAGAUGUUCUGCAUCCCUUCACAAGCUGUCUCAGUGUCAAACCGAAUCUGAACAGGUAAAGUACGAGAGAAUUCAGACUAGGAUCCAAACAUAGAAGAAAUCUAAAAAAAGGAAACAAAGAAGGAGACAACAUGGACAAAAAUCUGAGCUGUAUGUACACUGUAUGUAUGUGUCAGCAAGUCUUCAAGUUUUCCACCUCCACCUCUCUCCCAUAAAGAAUCUGAAGUAAGCACUUUCAACAGGUCAGUGUAAAAGGUGGGUAAAGAUUAUAAACACUUAAAAUUGUUUUUUCUCUGUUAGACAUACUCUUAGACAAGUGUACAAAUAAUCACAUUGUGGUGAGUGUUUUCACCAUCUCUUCAUCCUACAGCCUACUCGACCACAAUCCUAAGCAUCAGGGUCAGGGUCAAAUUCCUCAGUGCUUUGCACCACAUUGCCAACGGCAGGCAUGCAGUUAGCUACGUCAGUGUGGAAAUAUGAUUUAUGUUUGACUUAAAUAUAUUUCUCUGACAUUAGACUGGGUCAAAUAAAUAAGAAUGAUAAUGUUAUUUUACAUAUUAGAAUUUCAAUCCUCUUUUGUUUUACUUAUGCUGGAAAUACUUAUUAGAGGCUACAAAUAGAGAUAGUGGCUAGUUAAUGUUAGAAUUUUCAUUUUUAUCUACUCUGCCAAGUGCUGCCUCAAUACACUUAUUAUAAAUUCAGUUUUGUGCUAAAAGGUUGCAUAUUUAGUAACAAUAAUUCUGAUUUAACUUAUAAAUGUACUUACUGACAUAAUUAUGCAGUUUGUGUGGACGUUGCUGUUUCUUUCUGUAAAAUACUUUAUGCCGCAAACCAGGAUGAACAUUUUUCUGAGCUGAAUCACCUUUUACUGUGAACCUUGUAGAUAUAUACACCAAAAUUCAAGCUGUGUAUUUUUAUUGUAGACUGUCAAAUUUUAUUUAAGUAUGAUAAAAGGCCUGGUUUAUUGGA
Messenger RNA from Toxotes jaculatrix (banded archerfish), 2516 nucleotides. It is a transcript of the gene tuft1b, whose product is annotated as tuftelin 1b. The record is from RefSeq and is a predicted model, not a curated record. Gene Ontology annotation, cellular component: intracellular anatomical structure. Lineage: Eukaryota; Metazoa; Chordata; Actinopteri; Toxotidae. Gene Ontology annotation, biological process: intracellular signal transduction. The coding region runs from base 191 to 1357 and encodes 388 amino acids. The transcript is spliced from 12 exons.